This is a messenger RNA of Symbiodinium natans, 492 nucleotides long. Lineage: Eukaryota; Dinophyceae; Suessiales; Symbiodiniaceae. The record is from the annotation of a GenBank genome assembly.
AUGGCGGAAGGGGACAAGCUUAAGCUGAAGUCCUCCCAGGGUGAGAUCUUUGAAGUGGAUCCGGAGGUGGCGACGAUGUCCACCCUGAUUAAGAACAUGGUGGAGGACAGUGGGACGGAUGAAGAGAUUCCACUGCCGAACGUGAAAACAGCCAUACUGAGCAAGGUCAUCGACUACUGCAAGUACCACAAGGACAACCCGCCCGAGGAGAUCCAGAAGCCGCUGAAGAGCACCAACCUGGUGGAGUGCGGCGUGUCGGAGUGGGACAGCGAGUACGUAAACAUCGAGCAGGAGGUCCUCUUUGAGUUGAUCCUCGCGGCCAAUUACCUGGACAUCAAGAGCCUGCUGGACCUGACCUGCGCGAAGGUUGCCUCCAUGAUCAAGGGCAAGAACACCGAAGAGAUUCGCAAGCAGUUCAACAUUGUUAACGACUUUACGCCUGAAGAGGAAGCGCAGGUCCGCGAGGAGAAUCGAUGGUGUGAGGAUGCCUAG